Molecule: messenger RNA, 711 nt
Organism: Polychytrium aggregatum
Lineage: Eukaryota; Fungi; Chytridiomycota; Chytridiomycetes; Polychytriales
Exons: 5
Coding region: 1-711 (236 amino acids)
Source: RefSeq, a predicted model, not a curated record
AUGGCCUUGCUGUGGAGCCAUGUCCUUGCUGCGGUUUUCUCUUUCGGCACAUGUUCAGGCCCAUGGCGCGGGCUCAGCCGAGGGGCUGUGGGACAGGCGGGACAUGCGAGCAUCGCGCUGAUGCUGUGCAAGUCCCGUUGCCGCCGAGAAGACUGGAGGCAGAAGACCACGCUAUCGAGGCGGGAUCAAAGCAGUGUCGAGAUCAACGACAGAUCCGCCCUCCUGCCGGACCGGCGCGGGUGGCACGCCCGUGUGGCCAAGGAGCGGGUGCGCCGACUGGUGCGGCCGGUGCCUCAGGCGACACGCGCGACGGGCAAGCCCGCGAGUGGGUUGUGCGGGCGGUGCGGGCGGCUGCGGCGGGGCCACGGCGGCGGCGGGGGGCUCGCGGUGCGCCCGGUCCGUGUCCGGGACAAAGGACAUGCCCUGGGCUGGUUGCGGUUGCUGUUGGCGGUGGUGCUGGUGUUGAUGGUGGUGUUGUGUCUGGUGGUGCUGCUGUUGAUGUCGGUGUUGAUGUUGACGCCGCGGCGGAUGUGGCUGCGACGGAUGUGGCUGCAUCGGGGCUGUCAUACGGCCAAGUGCUGGCCGGGACGCAGACAUGCUCAUGGCAAGUCGCAGACAUGGCGAUGUGGAGACGAGAGUGUGUUCGGGUCCACCACAGGAAAGAAGCAAGAGCCACAUCUCGCCCGCCGAGAGUGCAGCGACGAGCACUGA